Apis cerana (Asiatic honeybee) is the source of this 5471-nucleotide messenger RNA. RefSeq names its product proton-coupled amino acid transporter-like protein CG1139. Gene Ontology annotation, biological process: amino acid transmembrane transport. Gene Ontology annotation, cellular component: vacuolar membrane. NCBI's taxonomy places the organism in Eukaryota, Metazoa, Arthropoda, Insecta, Hymenoptera, Apidae. Gene Ontology annotation, molecular function: L-amino acid transmembrane transporter activity. The record is from RefSeq and is a predicted model, not a curated record.
CGGACAGUUCCUCGUCGCACGCGACCCCAUGUCGAUAAGAGGCCGUUCCGUAUGUGUGCGGCCAGCACACACGCCCUCCUCGUGUUCCUGAUCGGUGGGUCGCCACGUCUUUCCGUCCCAAAAGGGAACGUGAGUCCAACGAGAAAUCAGCGACCACCGAAGGAAAUCAACAAACGCAGUAGUCAGAAUUUUUUAAGGAAAAAACAAUCUUUAUUUGCGGCGUGAUAAGAAGAUUAAGCAACAAACAAAAUGGAGAACGCGAAGGAGGAGACGAUAAACAUGCAGCUGAUCGGUUCCGAAAGUCCGUACAAAGUUAAUAAUGAAAUCGCCGGAAGUGGUCUAAAUGCAUCGGAAGUCCCAAUAUCGCAGACCACAAACGUAGAAGACUACGAUCCCCACAAACAUCGAAAUAGGCCAAACCCGACAUCGAACGCAGAGACUUUGAUACAUUUGUUGAAGGGAAGUUUGGGCACCGGUAUCCUAGCGAUGCCGAACGCGUUCCGCAACAGUGGCCUGGUCACCGGUGUAAUAGCAACAGUGAUCAUAGGGGUGCUGUGCACCUAUUGUUUGCACGUAUUAGUGAAAGCUCAGUACAAACUGUGUAAACGGUUAAGAGUUCCUAUAUUGAGUUAUCCAUUGAGCAUGAAAUACGCUCUCGAGGAAGGGCCUGGGUGUGUCCGAUGGUUCGCACCCUAUGCACCAGGACUCGUAGACGGGUUCAUGAUUGUGUAUCAAUUGGGAAUAUGCUGCGUUUAUAUCGUAUUUGUAGCGUCGAAUAUCAAGCAGGUAGCGGACCAGUAUUGGGAACCAUUGGACGUUAAAAUCCACAUGCUGAUUUUAUUGGUACCAUUGAUUCUGAUCAAUUACAUUAGGAACCUCAAGUUACUCGCGCCAUUCUCCACCCUCGCCAAUGUAAUCACAUUUGUCGGAUUGACGAUGAUUCUAGUUUACAUGUUUAAGGAUCUACCCUCCCCUAAGGAAAGAGAGAUGUUUGGUACACUGAGAAAUUUCUCUCUCUAUUUCGGUACAACGUUAUUCGCGUUGGAGGCUGUUGGCGUGAUUAUCGCACUGGAGAACAAUAUGAAGACGCCACAAUAUUUUGGAGGAUACUGUGGCGUAUUGAACAUAGGAAUGACGAUUAUAGUGGCUCUUUACAUCGUCAUGGGAUUCUUUGGUUACAUAAAAUAUGGAUCCAAUGUUGAGGGUAGCGUUACUUUUAAUUUACCCUCCGAAGAAAUUAUGGCACAAAGUAUCAAAAUAAUGUUCGCAAUCGCUAUUUUUAUCACGCAUGCCCUUCAAGGGUAUGUUCCAGUCGAUAUUAUUUGGAAUACUUAUCUGGAUCAAAAGAUACAGAAGAGAAAAAUCUUCUGGGAAUACGUUUGUCGAACCAUCAUCACUUUGAGCACGUUUACAUUGGCCAUCACCGUUCCCAGACUGGGUCUCUUCAUCUCUCUAUUCGGCGCCCUCUGCCUCUCCGCUCUUGGCAUCGCGUUUCCAGCGAUCAUCGAGAUCUGCGUCCUCUGGCCAGACCGUGACUUGGGUCCCUGCAUGAUCAUGCUCGUAAAAAAUCUCUUGCUGAUCGUAUUCGGUCUCCUGGGUCUUGUGGUCGGCACAUACGUGAGCAUGGUCGACAUAAUAAAUUUCAAGUGAGGCCUUCGAUCGACGUCAAUUCAAGAAGGAUCGAAGGAAGGCAGACAGAUGGGGAUGAGAGGAAAGCAGAAGGGUUAAAUGAAAAAAAAAAACCAGUUUGGACACGCUUGUUCGAGUAUCGAGGACGAGGCUUCGUCACAGUUUUAUAGCUUAAUGAGCGGCGCCUUUUUAGGUAGUCAGGUACCUCCAAAGCGGCUGGAAGUCUUUCUUUUAGUGAAAAAUCGCGAGAGUGCAUUCUGGAAAUGCUUCUUGUUAGUGCACGUAGACCGAGUUUAGAUGUUUUAUUAAGAUGGAGAGUCGUGCAGUGUUGGAUAAAAGAGAGAGAAACAUGAUUAAUGGAGAAUUUAAUUGCUUGGAGUUUGAUUUCGCAAAGUGUUGGAUAAAUUUGUUAAUUUAAUCGUUGCUGUUUGUUCCUUGAUAGUGACUAAUUAGGCUUAAGAUAAUAGCGUUUUAUAAAAAAAUGAAACGAAUAUAGGAACCGAAAUGUAAGUCUUAAUGUUUAUUUUUCUUUAAGAUUUUUCUAUUCAAAUUUAAUUCUAAUCGUAUAAUUGUAAUGAAAUUAAUUAUUCUUCCCUUUCGAAUUAGAAAUAUUAGAUCGAAUAUUGUCCAUUAAGAAUAUUUCGCGUUUUUUCGCAAAGAGGAGUGCCCUCGAACACGGUGCCUAUUAAAUGAUUAAAUGCCUAGCUCACCUUAGUCGCACUGCCUGAGAGCACUUUGAGAAGAAUGAAUUAAACGUUCUUUGACUUGCUCAGUUUAUUCGAAAGUAUCUUAAAUAAAUAAUAGAAGGCUAAGUAGAUAUAACUUGUAAGAUAUAUGUAUUGUAGAAAAUUAAAAUUAAGACGAACGAUUUUACAAACUAAAUCGAAAGGGAAGAAUUAUCACGAAUUAAUAAGGUUCAUUUGUAAAAAAUUUUUUUACGAUAAAAUAUUUGUUUUGUAUCGAUGAAAUUUUCAAUAUUAAUUAUAAUGAUGUUUCAUUUUUUAAUUUUUAAAUGACGCCCAGCACUGGACAUAGAGCGCUCUUCAAAGAAAAAGAGAAACUAAAAAAAAAUAAAUAAAUAAAAAAAAAAGGAUAAAGAAGAAGUGAAAGAAACAUCAUGACAAAACGAAACCUGUGAUCGAAGAUUUUAUAAAACGAAUGUUGCAUUUCUAUCGAAUUUGUUGAUUAUUGUUGAAAGAGUUUACAGAUAUAUAUAUAUAUAUAUGGACGUUAAUUAUUUUUCGAAAAUGAAAAAAAAAUAUUUACGAAGUCGUUCGAGAGUUUUUCUUUCGUUCUCGGUGAUACGAGUACUUAUGCUCAUCUUACCGGAUGUUUCUACAUCCAGUGUGAUUCAGAUGUUGACAAGGAAAUUUUUUUUUUAUUUUGUGACAAUUGGAAACGAUAUCAAAAUAAGAAAAAGAGAAAAAUGAGAACUCGUAAUUAUAAACGUAAAGAAAAAUAUGUAUAGUCAGUGACUAUUAUAUUAUAUAUUAAAGGAAAUUUAAUUUCGAAUUAAGAUAUAAUCGUGACUAUAGAAUAGAAGAAAGACUAUACUGUCGAUAAUUACAUAUGAUUAUAUUUUUAAAGAAAAAUAUCAUCUUUAAAGUUUAAAAUCAUAAUUAUAAUAUUAGAAAAUUUAUAUAAUUAUCUACUAUAAAAUCUAAACUAAAGAAACGCUUGUUAGAAAAAAAUAUCACAUAAUUGUGAUUGUAAAGUAAAUGAUUAAUCAGAAAUUAUAUUAUCAGAAUUAAAGAAAUCAAUUAUUAAAAAAAAUUAUUAUUAUUAAAAAAACAGAUUUAUAGUCACGAUUACAAUAUUACAAAUCUCAUAUAGAUAUCGACUAUUCGAUUUAAAAAAUAUUAUUGUUAUGAAUGAAUAUAAGAUAAUAUAAGAUAGAAAACAAUUUUAUAAUCAUCUAUUAUAUAUGCAUAAGCUAUAAACAAAUAAAAUAGGUAGGUAAACUUCUUUAUUUACAUUGAAAUUUUGCACAAGAAUGAUUAAUUUAAGACAAUUACGUAAUAUACGUUUAGCUAUAUAGGUACUACUGUACUAAAAAUAUAGCAUUUGUAAUUGUACAUAUUCUAGUCUUUCUUGUCAAAUUUCAAUGUAAAAUUUUUAAAAAAAUCCCUAAAAAGGAAUCAAAAGUUUGGCCACCUAUUUCAAUUGUAUCCUGCAUACCCUGAAUCCGAGCCAAAAAAAUUGCAAAUUAUAAUCACUUUAAAUAAUUUUUUGUCAUAAUAAGCAAUUAUCCCUCAAGUAAUUAAAAAACCAAAUUAUUCAUAAUCAAAUGAAUAUCUUAUACAAUUGUUAAACAGUAUAAAGAAAUCAUUAUGAAUUCUUGCGAAUCAUUAUAACCUCUCAACGCCUGAAUCAUUCGUACGCCAGGACAAAAAAAAAGCAACGACACAAUAAAAGAAAUAAUAAUAAUGAUAAUAAAAGAAUGAAGGUCUAAGCUAAGACAACUGACGCCAGCAAUAACAGAGGCUCAUCAUCAAUGCCUUAUUUUGUAUUCGUUCGCGGCUACGAAUCAAGCAAGCUGAACCAGAGAUCAAAGUUCAACAUGGAAUAACGUACCGUAAAAAAGAGAUGCACCGCUACUUCUGUAUCAUUGUCACUGGCGGGAACUUACUCGGAUUAUCAUGCGAGUCACGAUGCAAUAUAUACACGUACAAACUCACACAAACAAAAUAUGUAAAUUAAAAAUCGGUCACAAUCUCUACGUCCAACGAUUCGUGACACACGACUCCCGCGCUCGUACUUCGUUUGCACGAAAUCGAACGAAAACUCCCGACGCGAUACGAAGUUACCCGAAUUUCCUUCGUGCUUAUUCGCGCUUUAAUGGGGUUACGACGAUCGUACAAUCAUUUUCUAAUUAAUUUAAAUUUCGAUAUUUUCAUUGAUUUUAAUCUAAUUUGUCUCCAGAAAUUUAAAACUUAGUGUUUUUUUCUAUCGAUUUUUGUUUGACUUUUCUGGACAAUAUCAUUAAUUGGUGAAAUUGAUAAGAGGUUAUAAUUAAAGAUUUUAUUGUUAUAAUUUGAAGUUUUUAUAAACUAUAUCCAAAUAAGAAUUAUUGGAAGAAAAUUUUUGAAUAUAUUAAUAAUAUUUAUGAAUAUAUUAAUAUAUUAAUAUAUUGGACAUGAUUUAUAUUAGAAACUUCAAAUUGUUAAUAAUAAUAAUCAUAAACCGUGAAAGUCUAAAAUUUUUGUUAUAGAAGUUAGUGUUUAAAAUUUUUUUUUAAUUUUGCAAUUAAAGAUCAUAUAUACAUAUUACGUAAAAAAUUUUACUAUUAAAAAAUAUUUAAAAAAUAUUACCAUUAAAAAAUCUCAUUUCUUCUUUGGUUUAAUGGUAUUUUAACCUUCAUUGCUUUAUGAAAUAUUUUAUAUGGAUAAAUAUUGUAAUAUUAUUGUAAUAUUAUUAAACAAAUAUCAGUUGAAUAUUAAAAAAUAUAGUGAUAUUAUAAUAAUUGUAUGUUGGAAUCAUAUAUAUGAUUGAGAAAAAUUGCUCGUUAUAUUAGAUGUGAUGUUAAUAAUUUAAGAUCUUAUUAGAAAUUUUAUUUUUCAUAAAAAAUAAAUCAAAAAUUGUACUUAUGGAUUUCACGAUUAAUGAAAAUAUUGGUGCAAUUAGAUUCGCGAUUUUAUAACAAACGGAACGUUUAUUUUUAUUUGUUGAUUAUCAUUUGUUGACUAUUUUCGAUUUUUAAACCGGAAGUGAUUGUCAAGUUUUGUAUGUUUUUACAGAUUUUUCUUAAAAGAUCUGUAUUUUGCUUAUAUGUUUUAAAUUUGAAUUUUUUAUUUUAUUUUUGGUCAUAUUCUAAUAUAAUAAUAAUAAACUCUCUAUUCUUA